GAGCAGUGCGCUCAGGACAAGUCAGAACGACAGUGUGGAGGGAGUGAGAUUGAAAGAGAGAGGAGGGAUACUGAGGAAAAACAACAUUAUUACAGAGGAAAAUGGGAAUAGCAGCCGUUCUCACUGUCUUGUGUAUGUGUUCACUCAGCUUGAGUGAUCCGGACGGCGGCACCAAAGUUGGAGAUCCUGUCGAUGCAACACCAACUGAGAACCCAGAGACUCACGGGAAACAGGCAAGAGGAGAUGUACCGGAGGAGCCAGAGCCCACCAGUCCUGUCUCAGACUUUGACAACACAUACAACUAUAUUUUGUCCAGACUGUCAGCGAUGGAUCAGGCCAUCCACAGGCUGAAUGUGGGCCACUACACACUGGACGUGAAGGUGACCCAGCUGGUGGACAGAGUGUCCCGGCUGGACGGCACCCUCGGGGAGAUACAGGACACCAUGCAACAGAUAUCCCUCCUCACCAAGGAGAACCGCAAGGAGAUUGGCCGCUUGGAGGGAUGUCAGAAGGGCCGGCUGGUGGGAUAUAAGUGCUAUCUGGUUUACCGCACAUAUGAGACGUACCCAGGGGCAGCCCAGAAGUGCCUGGAGCGUGGUGGAAGGAUGGCCAUGCCUCGGGACAGGAAGGACCAGGAAGCCCUGGCAGACUACGUCAAGGCUUUCUUCCAGCCAGGGAACUGGCCUGUGUGGCUGGGCAUUAAUGACCUGCGGUCUGAGGGACUCUACCUGUUUGAGGACAACACACGCGUCACCUACUUCCAGUGGCGCAAGCACUUCCUCUCCAGCCAGCCGGACGGAGGCAAGCGGGAGAACUGUGUGGCCAUUUCGUCAGAUGAUGGGGACUGGUGGGACAACUAUUGUGACAGGAACAUGUAUUACCUCUGUGAGUUUGAUGCCUGAUCCUUUUACUUCAAAAGUAUCAGACAUUUCAGAAAAACAAAUCCAACCAAGCUUGACGACAACUUUCUGAGUGGAUAGUCUAUCAUGAGUAGUUAUACAUCUUAUAUAUUUCAAGUAAAAUCUGUUUUUUGUUUGUUUAAAAAGCAAUAGGGGAUGUCGCUGAUGGUGCUAGUGUUGAAUAAUAAUUCACAACACAUUUAACAUACUGUUAAAAUAUGAAGAAUUAUCAAAUCCAUGGCCUAACAAUAUACUGUAACUUUGUUAGACAUAUGGUGGUCAUAUUAGU
Coregonus clupeaformis (lake whitefish) is the source of this 1188-nucleotide messenger RNA. RefSeq names its product C-type lectin domain family 11 member A-like. The record is from RefSeq and is a predicted model, not a curated record. NCBI's taxonomy places the organism in Eukaryota, Metazoa, Chordata, Actinopteri, Salmoniformes, Salmonidae. The coding region runs from base 102 to 902 and encodes 266 amino acids. The transcript has 4 exons.